This is a messenger RNA of Gymnogyps californianus (California condor), 7234 nucleotides long. RefSeq names its product myotubularin related protein 8 (gene MTMR8). The transcript has 14 exons. The record is from RefSeq and is a predicted model, not a curated record. Gene Ontology annotation, molecular function: phosphatidylinositol-3,5-bisphosphate phosphatase activity. Lineage: Eukaryota; Metazoa; Chordata; Aves; Accipitriformes; Cathartidae. The coding region runs from base 26 to 1918 and encodes 630 amino acids. Gene Ontology annotation, cellular component: nuclear envelope. Gene Ontology annotation, biological process: negative regulation of autophagy; dephosphorylation.
GCCGGGGGAGGCGGGCGGUGCCGCCAUGGAGCACAUCACCACCCCGAAGGUUGAAAAUGUGAAAUUACUGGAUCGCUAUACAAGUAGGAAGGCAGCAAAUGGGACGUUAUACCUGACAGCUACCCACCUUAUCUAUGUAGAUGCUUCUGCUGAAGUCAGAAAAGAAACAUGGAUUCUGCAUCACCAUAUUGCAACGGUAGAAAAAUUGCCUCUGACCACGGCUGGAUAUCCACUCCUUAUUCACUGCAAGAACUUCCACGUGGCUCACUUUGUUAUUGGGCAGGAACGUGACUGUCACGAAGUGUAUACCUCAUUGCUUAAACUUUCACAACCAGUGAAACCUGAAGAACUUUAUGCUUUCUCUUAUAAUCCUAAAAUGUCUAAAGAGAACCGGGAGAUUGGAUGGAAGCUGAUUGAUUUAAAAGUUGAUUACCAGCGUAUGGGAAUUCCAAACGACUAUUGGGAAAUAACGGAUGUUAAUAAAGACUAUGAGAUUUGCAACACAUAUCCUCCAGAAAUAGUGGUGCCUAGAGCUGCUAAUAAGGCAGUGGUGAUCGGAAGUUCAAGGUUCAGAAGCAGAGGGCGGAUUCCGGUGCUUUCUUACUUAUAUAAAGAAAACAAUGCUGCCAUAUGUCGUUGUAGCCAGCCUCUUGCCGGGUUCAGUGCGCGCUGUCUGGAGGAUGAACAAAUGCUGCAGGCGAUCAGAGAAGCCAACCCUGGGAGCCCCUUCAUGUAUGUUGUAGACACAAGGCCAAAGUUAAAUGCCAUGGCCAACCGAGCUGCUGGGAAGGGUUAUGAGAAUGAAGAUAAUUAUGAUAACAUUCGCUUUAAAUUUAUUGGUAUAGAAAACAUCCAUGUGAUGCGGAACAGCUUGCAGAAACUCCUGGAAGUGUGUGAAAUGAAGUCCCCCUCAAUGAGCGAUUUCCUCACUGGGCUGGAGAACUCAGGUUGGUUACGGCACAUUAAGGCUGUGAUGGAUGCAGGUGUCUUUCUUGCCAAGGCUGUGAAAGAUGAAAAAGCUAGCGUGUUAGUCCACUGCUCUGAUGGGUGGGAUCGCACAGCGCAGGUCUGCUCCCUGGCUAGCCUCCUCUUAGAUCCAUUUUAUAGGACUUUUAAAGGCUUCAUGGUCCUAAUAGAAAAGGAGUGGAUUGCAAUGGGCCACAAGUUCUCACACAGAUGUGGCCAUUUGGACGGUGACCCCAAAGAAGUAUCCCCUGUCUUCACUCAGUUCGUUGAAUGUGUCUGGCAGCUCAUGCAGCAGUUCCCGUGCACAUUUGAGUUUAAUGAGCGUUUCCUCCUUGAAAUCCAUGACCAUGUCUACUCCUGCCAGUUUGGCAACUUCCUUGGGACCUGUCAUAAGGAGCGUGAGGAUCUGAAAAUCUUUGAGAAGACCCAUUCUCUGUGGCCUUUCCUCUUACAGAAGAAACAGGAAUUGAGAAAUCCUUUGUACAGAGGAUUUACAGCUUACAAAGAGCUUCAACCAAACACACUACCUUUCAGUUUCCAGUUUUGGUGUGGGAUGUAUAAUCGCUUUGACAAAGGAAUGCAUCCAAAACAGCGUGUAUUGGAUCAUCUGCUAAGCUGCAUGAGCCAAAAGAUGAAACUGGAGGACAAUGCAUCUGAAUUGGAAAAUAAACUUCCUUUCCUUGAUGGUCCUUUGCCCAGUGAAGCUUGCUCCUUACCUAAAGUAGGACGUGCUGCUUCAAAAACACCGAUGCUCAACACUCCUCAGGAUUAUGAAGGGGAACCACCUCCUGUGUUGAGCAAUGGCACCUCAGCAGGGGAUAUAGAUGUUAUGUCAGAUGUGGACCAAAAGCACAAAGAGAACCUGUCUCAUCACCAGGACCUCCGUGAUCUUAAUGACACCAUUGACGUGUUAGACUCUGAAGCUAAGGAUGGAAAGCCUCAGCACCAUUGAUCAGCUCUGAGAACUGUGUUCAAUGAACCAGGCGCUUGUGGUGGUGAGGCGUAAGGGAGCUGUGCCCCCGUGAGGGUGUAGACCACCUAACCAUUUACAGCUAAGCGUGAGUACGUAUGUUUGCAGGGAGCUGUGCUCGCUGUAGACAAGACAGUCUGCAUUUGGUUUGGUUCGCAUCGUUUUGCAGCUAAAAUGAUGAAGAUGCGUACAGAGCUGCCCAGAAGGCUACCUUGAGUUAGUGUAAACCUUUUUUUUUUCAGUGGAAAGACGAUGUGUGUUCAAGGUUUAUGGCUGCCUGCCAGUACUGGUAUUUCAAGCUGAAAGAAACCUUGGCCAGUUAACAUGGGGCUUAGGAGUUGUGCAGUGUUUAUAACUGGAGUAGGAAAGAUGCAGCCCAUUUAUUCUCAGUGGUGGUGCAAGGUCAUCUUAAAAUGACAAAAAAUUUUGGUUCAUCUUAAAAUGAUUAAAAAUACCCCACCCUUUUCUUAGCUGUGAAUGAAUCUCUGCAUGGACCCUCACCUUGUGGCAGAACUGAUUCAUUUUUUGUUUCCUAUGCAUAUUUGUUAAACAAAAACAAACCCCCCUGUGCCUUUUUAUGGAGACCAUUUUAAUGUCUAGCCACGCUAUGUACUAUUUUUAUUAUUGUAGUGUAGAGUGUAGUAUUUGGUCUUCUUUGUAGUCAGUAUUUUUAAACAAGGUUUUUUUAUCUGCUGCCAGCUUCUCCAGGAUCUUUGCCGAUCCCCUGAGUUUAGUAGCUUCUUUCUAAGCUGACCUUUCAAAGAAUAAGCUUUUAUGGACCUCAUUUACUGAUUGUGAGAGUGCAGCAACCCACAAAGACAGCCUGUAACACAUGAUUUUUUGACAGUGGGAGGAUUAGAAAAGAGAAAAUACAGGAAAAAAAUUUAUAUGGGAUUUUUCCUCUCUUGUUUUAUGAUCUUUGUUAAAUUGAAGCGAGAGAGUAACUCUUUGUUCUAAGCUGGAAUCAUCUGUACUGUCAAGAUGGGGGGAGAUGAACAGUAUCUCUCAUGGCAGUGAACUUUGUAAUUUUGUGAAGCUGGUGACACAAUGUAAAUUGGGAUGUGACCCCUUAUUGGAACAAGAAGUGGACGUCUUGACUCGUGGCUGUGGCUCCAGCUUGGACUCACUCCAGUGCUUGUUAACACUACUUGGUUUCUUUAAACUGCAGUAAUCUCUGCUGGAGAUACUAGUUCAAAGUUGCAGGUUUAAAAUGGAGAUGUAUAUUCCAUUUAUACAGAAGUCUUGUGAAGAAGCAAGGGCUUGUCUCCCCAGGGAAAUGGAUGGCCCAGGAAAGCUGUUCUACAGUACUUGUUUGGGACAAGCUUCUAUAGAUGUGCUUAAUUGCACAGAGAGUCCCUUUGUGCAGCUUAAUUCAAGAUGCUUUUCUGCUUUCUUUUGGAUCCUGUUGUUUAAAUUCGAUGCUGUGCUUAGGUCUUAAAAUCAGCUUUUCUCUUUUAGAAAAUUUUGAAACAAACUGAAAAUAUUUUCUAAGUUAGCCCUCCCAAUCUACAAUAAAAAGUAGAAACAUUCCAUUACAGCAUCGUAAAAUGCAGUAGAUGUUGUUCAUAUGCUUAUAACCGAUGGUGAAAUGACUAGGUUAGUUUCAGUGUUCAAGAAAAAGUAGAAAAUAAAAAAAAAAAUUGCCCCGAGUGUCUCACUUCAGGUAAGAAAAUAUGUAUUUUAUUAAGCAUAUCAAAAGGCCCCAGGAAAAAGGGCAAUACCUGAGAACACAGAGUUCUUCAAUGCCUAGAAUGGCAAAGAGAAACUUUUUUAAUGUUGCAGGUUUUUGUUUUUCAAUUUCAAAGUAAGUAAUAGAGCUGUUUUCAAGGUAGGAGUGAGAGAACUACAAUGUGCGAUUGAUUUAAAAACUCAGCACAUAAAAUACUGAACCAGAUAUGUUUAAGCAGAAGUUGUUCACAAUUUGUUGUGUGGGUACAUAUCACAAAUACUGCAUCGUGCAACAGCUAUGUAUUUUAUUUUGAAGGAUGCACAUUCCUGAACGCAUCUUUUCUUAAUCUCAAGAUGUGUAUCUGCUGUUGAGUCUCUCUGCUCCUAACGAGAUCUGCUAAGCUCCUAACAUUAAGUUAGAUAGUCUACCAGCCUUUUAAGUUUGCCCUAUCCACGUACUCCUCAAGCGAAGGCAUUGCGCCCUAAGUCUUAAUCUGGCUGUUCUAGAUACCCAGGGUUUGGAAUCUGCUGUAGAUUUCCACUGGAGAGUGCUGGGGAGAUUAUUUCCCUUUGCCUCUUUAUAGUGUAAAAGCUCAAUUUCACACAUGCACUUUGCAGUUUGGAGCCCGUUUCAUAUGGACUGAUAGAUCAUCCCUGUCUUUUCUUUCUGGGUGGUAGAAGAGUGUAGUGGAUAGUAUGCACAGCUUCUUAAAUAGAGAACUCUAAAAUGGUAAAUGAGACCAAGACAGGCACUUUUUAGGACCAGUUAUUCUAGAUGUCAUCAGUUCUUUUAAUGUGUUCUUUAGUGAAAAUUAGAGAUACAGAAUUGUAGAGAAUUUUGACAGACUACUGAAGGAUUUGGACAUGCCAUUGGUUAAUCAUUGUAUAAGAACAUUUUGCAGAAGGUUUCUAUAAAUGUUUACACGUUGCCUUCUCUUUUGAAUUACCAUAGAUUACCUUGAAAAAAAGUAUAAUAAUCUCUGCUUAUCCCUAAAACGUGAUGCUGACAUCUCCACAAAUCCUUCUUGACUACAAUAUUACUACAGGUGUAUAUAACCAUGAAAAGAUUACUUCAUACACUGAAAUAUUAUUAAGCUUUUAGUAAUCUUGCUGCUUUUGACUUCAGUAACAAAACAAUGGAUGACUACAUACUUUGAAAUGCAAAACCUAGCCAAAAAAAAGGGAUAAUGGUCUGUCUUUAUAAACCUCUUCGAUUUCAUGUAUACAAACCUGGUCAAAGUCUACAACAUACUAAAAAUCAUUUGUGCUGGUACUGUAAAUUUACAGAGCUGGAAAAGAUUCCAGGGUUUCCUGGCUUUCCAUGAGAUUAUUUGUUUGAAAACCGAUUAGCUCGAAGCUUUGUAGCUUUGACAGUAACUCUUGGGUGUUUCAAGACCAAAAAUGAAAAGCUGUUCAAAGCACUGCAGCGUGUCCUCAGGUCUCUGAUCAGCUAGGAUUGGCUUCCCAGAGCCUUGCAGAAAGCCUGCGUGCGCUCGUUACGGAGUGCCCUGCUGACAGUGGUGAGUGACUUGAUUAUAUGUUCCCUAAAAGUGUUAAAGGAAAUCUAAAAGCUGUUACGUAGGAAUCUUCUUAUGUAAGCACUGUGUAGGUUAAAAGUUACUAUAACUUAUUUAUUCCUAGCGGAGCAUCCAUGCGUUGUGAAGUCAUGAAUACUGUGUUUUAUUUGGAGCUGUUAAGUGAACAAUGCAACUUGCUGCUUUCCAUUUGGAUUCCUCUGACUGGGUGAACUGGGAGGAAGGAGGGAUCCUAUUUGCUGCGGAUGGGCUCUGUUUAUGUAAAACUCUUCCUUUUCUGGAGCACCUCUUGCUUUACCAAGAUGCUCCAUGGUAUCAUGCCUGUGCGUAGUGUCUCUCUUGCUACAAAUAGGUAUAGCAUUGCAGUGGGCAAGUGCCUAUAAUAUUCUGUGUUAAAGCUACUACUUUGAAGUAGAAGAGGGACCCGUGUAGCUUUAUUUCUCGGUUGAAAUGUCUUAAUGUGAACUUCACAAUGUUGGAUUCUUAAAUUAUAUUUUGUUUUGCAAUUGUCGCCUGUGGUAGAGAAAAUCCAAUCGGUGCUGUUGGCUUUACAGAAAAAAAAAAAAGGGAAUAAUUGGUUUGCCCAUAGAUGUCGUAGUUCUCAGUUGGCCCUCUUUCAUGGGAGAGAAAAAGCAGUUUGUUAAAGCCUGUAGGCAUAAUAUACUUCCAGCUGCAUGUUCUGUUCCUGCUCUUAGUGAAUGACUUUCAUUUAAGUGCUUAGAAGAAAAAUCCAUCUGCUAUGUGGGUGCCCACUGGUACAUAAAGCUACCCUGGCUAGGAUGGAGAAGGAGACUCGCUGGUAAGCUUCAGUGUGCUUCAGUAAGCUGCUCCAGUCCUGGUGAGAGAGGUUUGCUGGGAGCUGAAGGUGUGCAGAGCUUCACGGGAUCUCUGCCUUGAGUUAGACCUUGUUGGGUUACAGGUGGAAGUCUCCAUGUUGUGGAGCCCCGUGUCUGUUGUUUCCUUCGAGUUUGGAGAUGGUGAGCCCUAAUGGGUGCUCAGAAAGCACCCUUGCAUCUAACAAAGCUGUAGCACCUGCAGGGAAAGCAUUUAAAAGAGCUCUUGUGCCAGACGCCACUACGGUUGACUUUCUGGCAAAACUGGUCUUUGGGUAGCUUCGGUGCCUGACGGUUGCUCCCCCAAAGGGACCAUUUCUUGGCACUGUUUAGUAAUGAAUAUUCGCGAGUGACCAGGAGAAUUCAAAAUGUGUCUGCUGUUUUGCUCUUCUCCCCUUCCCCACCACUCUGCGUUGAGUGCUGGGGUCAUUUUUUGUACGGACCUAACGCAGUUAUUCCUUGUUUACAUACUGUUCCUCUUGCACAUAUAGGUGCUUCCCAUGCCUCGGGGUGGAGUCGGGGGAAGAAUCUGUUCUGAAUGUAGUAGUUUUGUUUUAAUUAGUACACAGCACUUGAUUAAUUAGAUGAGGAAUGUCUCGAACCAGGUGAUGUUGAAGUCCAUGUUUUCAUAAGCAUCUUUAGCACUAAGAGCAGCCAGGUCAGUGCCAAUUGCAGUCGGUGUAAUUUGUUAGGGCAAGUAUUUUAAUGUACAGCGCUGCGUCCUUUUGGCAUCUCUGAACUACAAAAGCAAUGCAGAAAGAGGGUAGGUUAAAAUGGUUGACCUAUAUCUCCUCUCAUAUCAUUUAUCUAUGUAUAUGCGUCUGUAUUUAAUGUAGCAGCAUACUACUGGAAUAACUUGUAGCACUGGAUCUAGUCAUAUGUAACUGAGCACACAUAUGUACUUUUCCUAUCAUCCACAAACUGAUCUUUGUAGGAACGUACCUAAAAUUGUGUGUAGUACUCAGCUGAAAAUUGUAAAUGUUUUUGCUGUUUCUGUAAGUCAGUCGCUAUUUUUGUCAGUGUAACUGUUGAGGGACAGUUGUAUAAAGUUGUGGAUGAUGAAAUCCCAUAUUCUUGAAUGUGCUGCGAUGGCUGUAUACAUGUAAGUCAUUUUAGUUAAUGCACUGCUUAAAAAAAAAAAAAUUGUACCAUGUUUAGAGGAGCACUGUGUCUUUUUUUUCUCUAAAUGUUUUUGUUCCAUGAAGUUUCACUUGUAUUACAGUUUAUUUUUAUUCCCUACAAAAAUAAAUACCUUGCCUUUU